This is a messenger RNA of Tetrahymena thermophila SB210, 300 nucleotides long. Its product is annotated as s49 (protease IV) family peptidase. Lineage: Eukaryota; Ciliophora; Oligohymenophorea; Hymenostomatida; Tetrahymenidae. The record is from RefSeq and is a predicted model, not a curated record. The transcript has 2 exons.
AUGAAGAAUUAUUUACUUGAAAGCGAAUAUGAUUUAAAGAGUUCUGUUAUCUAAACAAGAGCUUAGAAGUUCCAUGAUCUUAAAUUAUCUAAUGAAUAAGUGAAUAAAGAACUUUUGGAAAAAGGUAUGAUUGAAGCAGAACAAGCUAAAUAAAUAGGUCUUAUUGAUGGUAUUAAAACUUUUGAAGAACUUGCUCAUGAAUAAUAUCACGGAGUCAAAAUUUUAGAUGCUAUUCCCACUGGAUCAUUUACUAAUAAUUUAUUAAAAAGCAACACAUUAUUUUCUAAUUCAUUUAUCUGA